GCCUCGACAUUUCUAUUUUUGCGUCAGUUGGGAAUUUUGUGUGCUUUACUUUGUUGUGUCUUUUAGUGAUGGUUCGUGUGUAGUCCCUGUAACCUGCACGAGGUUUCUGUACAGUGUAUAUAGCCGACUUAAAGCCCUCCCUGUAAAUACAAACAGCAUUCACGCGUCAGACAUUUAUUUCAACACGGAGCGAAGACCGUUGCCUGCGGACAGAGCUACGACUGCGAGCUUCUUUACGGCGCUGCGAGGACAUGGCCAUGGUUCAGCGUGACGGCAGCGGCGAAGAAGCUUUGAACAACGGUGACAGCAAGGAAGAGGUGGCAGAGGAGGAGGAAAAUUGCGUGGCAGCUGUGGUGGAAUGUGCUGCGACAACUGCGACAUCUGCAGUGACGGAGGAAGGUGACAGCAGCAGCAGUAGCAGUUCUGGGGAUAGCAAGACUGGAACGGGUGAGGAAGUCUCGGCAGAACCAGAAGAAAAUGGUGCUGCCAAGGAGGCCGGCCCACCACGGCACCAGUACUCUAAGGCAGAGCUGCUGAAGUUGCGAAAUGGUGACCACAAGCGUCCUGCCUGCUUGGAUCCAGCCUACAACAACCUGUCUGGCAUGUGGGACCCCGAGCGGUGGUUUUCGGGCAAGCGACGAGGCGGGUCUGUGUCCCCCGCCGAGGAGACUGCCGCGCCCUCGGCGGGCAGCACUGCUCCCCCCUCUUCGUCUUCAUCAGCGGGAGGGGGGCAGCAGCGCAGCAAGCGGGAGCGGCUGGACUCUGAAGGGGGCGGGGGAGAGCCCAGUGGCAGCCUGGGGGGUCCCAAGCGCCGCAGCAGCACAGACCCCAAGGAGCGGCUGGCACGGGAGGAGCGCGAUGACCUGGUGCUGAGCCCCCAGCGGCGCAGCUUCGGCACGGGCUGCCACGUCAGCCAGCCGCCCCGGCCGUCCUCGGAGGCAGGCUCCAAGGAUGACCCGCAGGGGCUACUUCAUAGGGAGCCCCCAAGCCGGCGCAUAGGUAGCGGUCGAAUCCUACGAGACCAGCGGGACUGGGAUCGUGAGAACAGAGACCGUGAGUACGGCUAUGGAGGGCGACGAUUUGACGACUCUGGCCACUCGAGCGGCGGCGGGGGAGGACAUUCCAACCGCUAUGACCGGCGAAGAGGCCGUGACGAACGCAUUGAGGAAGAGGAAGAGCCCGAGUGGUUUGUGGGUGGCCCUACCAGCCAGCACGACACCAUCGAGCUGGUGGGCUUCGAUGAGGACCCCGAGGCUGGCAGCCGGCCCACCCGGGGUCCUUCGUCUUCGUCUGCCCGGCGGAUGCGACGCAACCGUGAGCUCGCCAACCGCAAGCAGCAGAACGGUCCUGAGCGUCGCUCUCCCGAUCAGGAGAGCAGCAGCAAACAGGACCAGCAGCAGCAGCACAUGGCAGUUACAGCAUCAUCAUCAUCGCAGAGUUCCACUUCUGGGACGACCACCACGACUUCGUACUCUGUGCCUGCUGUUGCAGUCUCUGCAGCGCCUACGCUCAAGAGAAGUGACAGCAGAGAUUCGUCAAGCAUGAGUGCAAAUUGCGCCACCAAUGUGAGCAAGUCGUCGAGUGACGGGCCUGGAGAGACCUCGACACCACUGACGACGAGCCCCACUCUGCCAGACAAUGUCGGCGGUGCCCCACCAGCCCUGCCCACUCAGGACGGCUUCGAUUUUAAUGACAUCUUCAAGCCUGACUGGUGUCCUCGGUUCCUUUCGGAGGAUGCCCUGGGCGACGGAGACAUCAACCUGAGUGGGGGCAGCCGCUUCUCGCAGUGGUUCCGACGCGAGAGCCCGCCCUUAGACCAGCCGUUGGUGCCUCCCCUGGACAGUGGUCUGCUGGCUGCCCUCAGUGGGAAGGCAGACGAUGAGGGCAUGGACCACCACCACCACCACCGCCAUCAUCGCCAGUCGUUUCAGCGACCAGAGAACGACUUGGCCUCUCGCAUCCUCGCCUCAGCUGGUGUAACCAGCAGUGAUGGCAUGCUGCCCGCACCGGACUCGUACUUCACGCCCAUCAGCCCCGCUCUGCCACCAGACCGCAUGUCUCCGUCGCCUCCUGUCCGUGACGGCAAUUCCAAGAACAUCCUGGACAUCCUCAUGGAUGCCAACAUCAAUGUGGAGGCCCACAUGCUCAACGGUGAUGCCGCCAAGACCGCUCGGCUGCGGGAGCAUGCCUUGUCCGGCAAGGCCAAAAGUGUGGAAGAACUGGAAGCCGACCUGAAGCAGGUGGUCCUUGGUGGUCACAACAGGUCUGUUCAGCAGCAGCAGCAACACCACCACCACCACCAUCACCACCACCAUGAGCAACUGCAGCAGCAACAGUCUCAGCAGCAGCUUCACCAUCCACUGGGGAUAGUGCCAACUCUCAACCUGCCCCAGCAGCAGGAUCAGCAGCACCUGCAGGGCCUGCUGAGCAAGCUUGGGGCACACCCGGGUGCCCACGGAGGUGCACUGAUGGUACCGCCGUCUCUGCCCGAGAGGGCCCUUCAGGAGGAAGACCUGCUAAGGGCCACUGGCCAGGCACCGCUGCCACAACCAAUGCAGCCGCAGCAUCACGGCAUGGUGCGUGGCAGUGGUGUGGAUGGUGUGCAGCAGCCACCCCCAGGUCUGCUGUCGCAGCUGUUGCGUCCACCUGCUGCUGCCAAGGGUCCCACCAUCACCCCUCAGCAGCAGCAGCAAGGGGGCCAGGAUGUGCUUGUGAAGAUCUUGGCUGGCAUGGGGCCAGUGUCGCCGGGUCUCCAGCCGCCCCCAAUGGCAUCCCACCAGCCCAUGAGCCCCACGGCCCAGUUGCUUGCUGCUCGGCAUGACCCCAUGGCUGCUGCAGCUGCGGCGGCCAUGCUUCGGCAGCAACAGCAGCAAGAGAUGCUGAGCAGCCUGCUGAAGCCGCCGCCACCUGUGGUGACCACCCAGCGGCCAUCGCCCACCCAGCAGCUGGGGCUGCUGGCCCCCUGCCCUUCACCCCUGCCAGGUGGCCCUCAGGACCCACGCAGAGUUCCUUCUCCACUUGUGUUUGGCCAGCACCCGUCGCCCAUUCCUCCUGUGGCAGGACCCACGCCUGGUGCCCCAGUGCAGUCUUCUAACACUUUGCAGGUUCAUAGUGGAGGCCUGCGUCCCCGUGUGCCCUCCCCGCAAGAGCUGGCGGUGCACACGCAAUCCAUCCUGCAGACGGCACUGCUCAAGAAGAUCCUCGAGGACCAGAAGCAGAAGGAAAACCUGCGCAAGCAACAGGAGGCACAGAGGACGCGUUCGCCGACCACGACGCAAGGCCCGACUACAAACAGGGGUUCGUCGCCAUCCAAGGGCUUGAGCCCCACUAUGGCUGCGUUCACUCCUACAUCGGUGAUGCGCAAAAUGCACAUGGAGCGCCAAGACCCGAAAGCCUCUGACAAAGGUGGCAACAAGGCCAAUGGGGAAACAUCGCCCAGUGAUGGCACGCCUCGGCAGCAGCAACAUCGAAUGAACAAUGGCACAGUGCCACGGGCCCCCACCAUAGGCAGGGCCAUCAUAAAGGGCAACCAAGCUGCCCAGCCACAGACUUCGUCUGAUGCCAAGAACCCCAAGCUGAUUCAGCAGCACGCCUCUCAGCAGCAGGCUGCGGGCAGCCUCAUGCGAGGUGGUGGAGAGGUGGACAUGAUGGCCAAGCUGUUUGAGCAGCAGCAGCAGCGCCUUCUCCAGCAGCAGAGGGUGCCUCCUCCACCAGGUGUGCUGGGCCUAGUCAGGCAGCAGCAGCACCCCGCCAUCAAGCUGCCGGGCAUGAUGAGGACUGCGGCGGGUGGAGCUAUGGCUGCUGGCGGCCCGGCAGCUCCUCCAUCUGCUGCCAUGGCUGCUUCCCGAGCCCACCACGCAGCUGGUGGACUGAAAGGUGUGGCCGGUGGCGGCAGUGGGCGUGGCCCCUCUGUUGAAAUGCUGCAGCAGGCCCUGGCCCAGGGUCUCCAUCCGCUGGCAUUCCAGCAGUUACUGCUUGGGGGUGCCGCUGCCCCUUCCGCUGUGGGCCCAUCCCCCUUCGCACCCUCUUUGCACCCAUCCCCAGCGCACCCCUUUGUGACCAAUGCCACAGGACCCCGCGAUGCCAAGGGUGCCGGCAUGGUGCCCGGUGGACUCCCCGGUCGUGGGCCCGCUGUGCCAGCAGCAGCGGCUGCGGCUGCAGCAGCUGCGGCAGCCGGGGUGCCGCCCGCCAAUCUGGCCAAGUGGUUUGGCAGUGACGUGCUCUACCAGCCCACCUUGCCCCCCGUUCCCCACCAGAAGGCCCUGCUCGUCGAGGAGGUAGAGCGUCAGCAGCAGCAGGCUACAGCCGUCAAGAACUGAGCAACGAGUGACAUCACCACCUUUUGCCUGCAACAGUUUCUCUCGCCGGGAACUUUUCUGUGCCGGCCUGUCCAACAGCAGCAGCCUGUUCACAAUGCCCUGUGCGCUCGUCGUGGCAGACGACACACUUUUCUGCCCAUCGUUCACCCUCUCGGAGGAUGCCUGAAGAUGUUGGGUGCCUCUCUGGCAGGCCUGUCGGGCCCCUUUUGCCAAAGCACCCCCCCAGUGCACCGUGCGUGACCCGGUGCCACUUAGUAGGCAGAUGCUGUGGAACAUAGGAGGGGCAGUACUUCUCCAGUCGUGCUUUUUUUUGUGUUCUUGGGGCAACUUGUGCGUGUUCAACAUGGUCGGGUAAAAGGUGGUUCGAGUGAAGCAGCAGUGUUUCAAGUGUACUGUUUGUGUACCCCUACGUCUCUCCAUUCAGGUGCUGUUGAUGACGAUGGUGGGGAAUGGAGGUACAACUAACAUAAAUGCACCCUGUGCGACAUGUGAGGAGCUUAUUGUUGCCGUCAUAUGUGGGACACCUUCUCCCAGCUCUUUUUAGUUUGCCUUUGCUUACAUUGUUCAGCUUGUUUGUAUGCUGCAAAAGGCUAGCGUUGCAAAAAAGAAAAAAGAACAGCAUUCAAAGGAACACAUGAGAAAGUGCAUAGUCUGUAUUACUUUACAACUUUUUGUGGUCUGUAAACCUUGUUUUGGUUCUAUGCAAGGAGUGUUUGUGUGCCUCCUGCUUCAUUGGAGAAAGAGAGAGAGAACUUUAAUUUAAUUCAUUUCUUCUUCUGGGUUUGUAUUUGAAAUUUUGUCAUUUGAGCUUUUUCCUCUGCAGCCGAAGUACAAAGUGAGAGGAAAAAAGUGGCUGCAUUUCUUUCUCUUUUUCUUGUGUGUACUCUUCUGUACACUGUCCCUCGUGUUCGUCUGGUGGUUUCCUCCUCCCAGUGUGUUCGCACAUGCAAGUCGCGUUAUUUGGGGAUCGGCAGUGGUGUUGUACCUGCUGCGAAGAAGUCUGUUUGAGGAAGAGAGAACCAUUGCUCUGGCUGCGCGGGUCUGCGCAGUGUGGUGUGUGUGUGUGCGCGUGUUUGUGUCUCGUGCAGUUCUUGUGUAGGCUCGUAGUUGUGUCCUGUGCCAUUCUGUUUGUGUGUUCUAGUUUUGUGCAUUAGUAGGGAUACUAUAGGAAACAUUGCACCUUGUCGUUCUUGUUUGUCCUUUGCAUUGUACGCAUUCAAAGUGCAGUGUCUCGUUGGCGGUGUUUUUCUUUUCCUUGUGCAGGCAAAUUCUGUUCAGCUCACUUUUUUUUUUCUACGUGCAGAGUUGUCGAUGUAAUCUUCUGCGUCGUACGUUUGUGUAUGCAUUAACAUUUGUUACCCCUCGAUGUGCCCGUAUUGUUUUGUUCUUUAUUUACAUGAACUGGCACGUUGAUUCCAGUUUGCGCACUGUAGCUCCAAGACGGCUCGUGCUAGUUCUGUACAUUGCGAGAAGUCCCAUUUUUCAUUGUUCCAGCUCAUUUGUGCAUCUUUAACUAUUCGACUCCUUUUUUUAUUUGACUAUCUAGGCUGCUGUUAUAUCAAGUGGUUACUUGAGAGCCUCAAGGGAAGCAGGCACUUACUUGUUCACGCAAUGUGGCUGAAAGUCUCAUUGAAUGAGGGAGCACAUGUACCUCCAGGGUGGCACUGCUCGACAUUGAUUAGUGACAAUCUAGCCUGAAAUUUCUUCCCUUUCGAUGCAUGUUACUAGCUUAUGUUGUAACAUAUGUUUUUGUAUCUGCAGGUGCUUCAAGUCUUUCUUUUGCUUGCUUUUGUCUUUUUUUUUUUCUUGCAACGGUCUAUACACUAGACUCAGGCUGGCACUUUUCUUUUGUUUCUCUUUGCUUGAGCCUGUUGUUGCUUGUCGUAACUCGUACUGCAUCAGAAGUACUGCCGCAUCUUGCAUCUGAUUGACGGCUGUAGCUGCCGAAGCUGCUGCACUGCUUCCUUCUGUGUGAACCGUCGUUUUGCUGCGAAAGGCCACCACCACCACACCACCGUGCAUUUUGCCGUUGGCAGUUUAGCACUGGGUGCUGAAGUCAUUUACCACUGUCGUGCAUGGGCUGUGGGCACUAGUACUGCGCUCUUUUUCCUCACUUGACGUUGCUUCGUUCCAAUGACGUCAAAAACAUGCAGCUGGUUCUGCUUCUUUUUUUCUUUCUUUUUUAAUUUGUUGUGACUGUAAAUGUACGUUCCAUGUUUUUUGUGGUUUCUUUUUCAGGUCCCUUGUGUGAGAUUGUGACGUCCAUGUUUAGUUCGGAUGGGGAUAAAAAGAGCUUUGAAAAGUGAAAAAAAAAUUUGAAAAAGACUUUUCUCAAAAUAAGUGACAUAAGCUUGUGUCUGAGAAAAAAAAGUAAAAAUAAAAGUCUGUGAUAGUCAUUUCAGCUCUUCAUGCCCUCUUUGUUGUGUGCAACCCCCCUCCACCACCCGUAUUUUUUUAUUUUCCCGGUCUUGUGUGCCCUGCAAGCCUCCUCUGCCCGGAUGUUGUUCUGGUCAUCACUUCACUCUGUGUUGUCCUUAUCUACUAGUGUGUGUGUCUGUGCGAAAACAAAUGCGGGUCUCCAGUAGUACAUACUUGUGUUCUAAGAUUUUUUUUUCCCUUCAAAGCAGUGGUAACCAUUCUGGUGUCUUUUUUUUUUUUUUUCUGCAAGUUUAUAUUUGGUGCUCAGUAGUUGUCAGUAGCAGUAGCAUAUAUACCUGUCCAGCGUGUGUUAAAACUGUGCUGUAAAUAGCAGUGUCUCCUGGGUUUUCGAACUUUUUUUUUUUUUUUGGUUUCUUGGGUCCCCCAUCGGAACAGGUCUGUUGUGCAUUAGGCAUCUCUGUACAUAACCUAGGCGAACGAAACGCGUAAACGUCCUCCCUCUGCCAUGUCGCAAAUUGUCGGAGCUUUGUGUAGCACUGUUUCGCUGCCUAAAUGCACUCAAGGUUAAGGGGAGAAAAAAAAAGUCCCGUUACUUCUUUUGAUGGCCCGUAGUUGUAGUUGGCGAUGUUUUGUUUCCGUGUCUCCAAUGGGAGGAGUAUUGUGGUGUAUUACGCAUUAGUCGGUUGGAUUAAUGUUGGUACCGACGUGCGUCGACGGUGUGCGUUUUUUCUGUAAAUAGCAAGACUGUUUCCUGUGAGCAUGUGUGUUCGUGCAAGUGAGCAACAGUGGAAAAAAAAAAGUGUUGCGUUGUAACUCAAGAAGAGUUUUAAGAAUUAUAUAAGAGUGAAAUGGUUCUUCAAUCCUGCUAUAUUUUUUUCUCUCCUUCCCUUCGAUAUAUAUAUUGUAGUCAAAGCAUCCCUGUUCCAAAUUCCUGUUCCAAAACUUGUUAUAAAGAUAAGGCUUGAAGUGUGAACAAAAACCUGGCAGCAGCUUCACCCAAGGCUGCAUUUGAAUGUACUGGUUAAAGCAUUUCGAUUUGAACCAAUUCAGACCCUGCUGCGCUCUUUUUCCUUCCUCUCUGAAAUAAAUUGUGCCUUUUUAUUGAA
Molecule: messenger RNA, 7804 nt
Organism: Dermacentor silvarum
Lineage: Eukaryota; Metazoa; Arthropoda; Arachnida; Ixodida; Ixodidae
Product: eukaryotic translation initiation factor 4E transporter-like
Exons: 18
Coding region: 252-4319 (1355 amino acids)
Biological process (GO): negative regulation of translation
Cellular component (GO): nucleus; cytoplasm
Molecular function (GO): mRNA binding
Source: RefSeq, a predicted model, not a curated record